Populus trichocarpa (black cottonwood) is the source of this 2585-nucleotide messenger RNA. Its product is annotated as ABC transporter B family member 28. Lineage: Eukaryota; Viridiplantae; Streptophyta; Magnoliopsida; Malpighiales; Salicaceae. Gene Ontology annotation, cellular component: membrane. The coding region runs from base 56 to 2215 and encodes 719 amino acids. Gene Ontology annotation, biological process: transmembrane transport. Gene Ontology annotation, molecular function: ATP binding; ABC-type oligopeptide transporter activity; ATP hydrolysis activity. The record is from RefSeq and is a predicted model, not a curated record. The transcript is spliced from 16 exons.
UUUCAUUUCGUCUCCUUCCCUGUACUUUCUUACUUGCUCUGCAUCACCAAAAACCAUGGCCUCUGCAGCUCCCCCUCUCCUCCUCCAAACACUCCCCACUCGCAUCCUCGCCCCAUCUCUCCACGCGCCAUCCAAACUCAAAUUCAAACUCCCUCCCUCCUAUCCUCAUCUCCACCAAUCCCGGCCUUUCCCGCCAUUACUAAAAAGGCACCGGACUGCAACGACAAUCACUUCUGCUUACGUGACCGGACCAGCAUCCGACCCGAUUGUGACUGAACCGGACCACAAACUCGACCCGACCGAUAACGAUUCGUCCGUAACGGAGAAGGUUCAGUCAACGGAACUGAUAAGUUGGGGUCUUUUGUGGAGUCUGUUGGCUAAGCAUAAAGUACGACUCGUCGUUUGUGCUUUCACUCUUGUUGGUUGCACCUCUUGUACUCUCUCCAUGCCUAUAUUUUCAGGGAGAUUUUUUGAGGUGUUGAUUGGUGCGAGACCGGAGCCUCUAUGGAGGUUGCUUAGUAAGAUGGGAGUGUUAUACGCUUUGGAACCGAUUUUUACAGUGAUCUUUGUUGUAAACAUGAAUACAGUAUGGGAGAAGGUUAUGGCAACACUGAGAGCUCAGAUUUUUAGAAGGGUCUUGAUUCAGAAGGUGGAGUUUUUUGAUAGAUACAAGGUUGGUGAACUUAGUGCUCUUUUGAUGUCAGAUUUGGGUUCGUUUAAAGAUAUUGUGAGCGAGAACAUUUCGAGGGAUCGUGGAUUUAGGGCAUUUUCUGAGGUCACUGGAACCAUAUGCAUACUGUUUGCUCUGGCCCCCCAACUAGCACCGAUUCUGGGGGUUUUGAUGUUUGCCGUGUCUAUUUCAGUUGCUGUAUACAAGCGAUCAACUGUACCUGUUUUCAAAGCUCAUGGAAAGGCCCAGGCAUCCAUAUCUGAUUGUGUGACAGAAACCUUUUCUGCUAUCCGUACUGUGAGAUCCUUUGGUGGUGAAAAGCGCCAAAUGCUAAACUUUGGCAGCCAGGUUCUUGCUUAUCAAAGAAGUGGUAUAAAGCUCGGGGCUUUCAAAUCUGUGAAUGAAUCAUUGACAAGGGUUGCUGUAUAUAUUUCGCUGCUGACUUUAUACAGUCUUGGAGGAAGCAGAGUAAAGGCUGGUUUACUCUCUGUUGGCACUGUUGCUUCUUUCAUCGGAUACACUUUCACAUUAACUUUUGCUGUUCAAGGGCUGGUCAAUACAUUUGGAGAUCUUCGCGGAGCACUUGCUGCUAUUGAGAGGAUUAAUUCUGUUUUAUCUGGAGUAGAAAUUGAUGAAGCCCUUGCCUAUGGUUUAGAAAGACAAAUCCAGAAAAAAGAAGUACAUGAUGAGAAAAUUAGUUUGUUCUUAGUUAAUGGUUACAGUGGACAGAAUCAAAUUUUUAAUACACAUUACAUGUCAGCCCUAAAAUCAGCCAACACCGUGUGUAGCUUUGCUGGGUCUGGUGAUGUUUGUCUUGAAGAUGUGCACUUCUCUUACCCUUUACGACCUGAUGUGGAAAUCUUGAAUGGUCUUAAUUUGACUCUGAAAUGUGGAACUGUGACCGCUCUAGUGGGCUCAAGUGGUUCAGGCAAAAGUACCAUAGUACAACUAUUGGCACGCUUUUAUGAGCCAACCAGAGGUCGGAUUACAGUUUCAGGAGAGGAUGUCCGGACAUUUGAAAAGACUGAAUGGGUGGAGGCCGUCUCCAUCGUGAAUCAGGAACCUGUUCUUUUCUCGGUAUCUGUUGGAGAAAAUAUCGCAUAUGGGCUUCCAGAUGAUAAUGUAUCGAAGGACGAUAUCAUAAAGGCUGCCAAAGCUGCAAAUGCUCAUGAAUUUAUAAUAUCACUUCCACAGGGUUAUGACACUCUAGUUGGUGAGCGUGGAGGCUUACUGAGUGGAGGACAGAGGCAGAGAAUUGCUAUUGCAAGAGCUCUGCUCAAGAAUGCACCAAUAUUAAUACUUGAUGAGGCCACUAGUGCACUUGAUGCAGUUAGUGAACGUCUUGUCCAGGAUGCUCUGGACCAACUAAUGAAGGGCAGAACAACAUUGGUGAUUGCUCAUAGGUUAAGCACAGUUCAGAAUGCUAAUCAGAUUGCGCUUUGUUCUGGUGGGAGGAUUGCAGAACUAGGGACCCACUCUGAGUUGCUAGAUAAGAAGGGUCAAUAUGCUUCAUUAGUUGGCACUCAAAGACUGGCAUUUGAGUGACUGAAACUGCUAGACAUAGAUAUUACCAAUGGUUGAAUAGAAAACCCCAGACAAACAAUCAUGUAAGUUUCUCGUGGAAUUUCAUCCAGCAGCAACAGUCUUGGAAUUUUAAGUUUCUUCAUUUUCUACUGAGGCACUAAUAAUUCCAUUUUCAGAGAAACUGGUAGCAGGAAGUGGCUAAAGGAGAUUUUCUGCCUUGAAAGUUGAAAACGAGCAAAAGCUUCUAUUGAUUCCGAGUCUCUUUUAUUAUUCCUCCAUAUGUAUACAUCAUAUGUCACUAAUUGGUUGUAAAGAACUAAAAUUCGUAAAGACAUACCAUAGUUUUCACAGCUAUAAAUGAUAGCAAUCAUCACAGCAGCAGUUCUUAUCA